Molecule: messenger RNA, 1603 nt
Organism: Canariomyces notabilis
Lineage: Eukaryota; Fungi; Ascomycota; Sordariomycetes; Sordariales; Chaetomiaceae
Product: Coproporphyrinogen oxidase
Exons: 2
Coding region: 484-1509 (341 amino acids)
Cellular component (GO): cytoplasm
Molecular function (GO): coproporphyrinogen oxidase activity
Source: RefSeq, a predicted model, not a curated record
CAGUUAGGAUCGCGUUCCAAAGCUUCGGAAUCUCAUACAACAUCCGAUUUCCACAAAGAGAUCAGGUGAGAUGGGGGUCGGAUCCAUCGGCUCUCUACCAAUGUACCGUGCAUAAUCGGAAGCUCACCUUCAACCCAGAGUUCACUCGGUGUGUUCCGGCAUGCUCUUACUGGAAACGGAAAGUGGCCUCAUCUUCAGAUCUCGAAUCGUCUGAUUCUCAAAACCCUCGCUGGGUCGCCGACGCCACCCAACCGUCUGUACAAUACAUAAGGCUUCGUUGCGAUGGCUUCUCGACGGUCGACCCUCCGUCUCUUCUGCCAGUGCAAGGCACGCGGCCAAUUGAGUCCCCGGAACCGGAGACCGCUGUCGACGUUCCCGGAGUUGGAAUCUUCACCACGUAGCCAACGUCUUGCACCGUCGAGGAGUUACUUGGGGUGGGCGGCGUUUGGUUUUCUGGUCGUUGCGCCUUUAACAUACUACAAGAUGGCAGUCGGCGAGCCCCUUCUACUGGACUCUCUCGCACAGCGCGACGAGCAGCUCAAGCGCGAGGAAGGGGUGACGGAGCUCUCACCAAUGCGCCUGCGCAUGGAAAAGUUUACCAAGGAGCAGCAGAGGGAGAUUGUGCAGGCGCUGGAGAAGCUUGACGGCAAAAAGUUCCGGAUCGAUGAGUGGCAGCGCAAGGAGGGCGGCGGCGGCAUCACGUGCGUGCUACAAGACGGCAAUGUCUUCGAAAAGGCCGGUGUCGGCGUGAGCGUCGUUUAUGGCACCCUUCCCAAACCGGCCAUCCUAAAGAUGCGCGCCAAUCACAAGAACAUCGCCGACGAGGACAAUAUCCCCGACAGCCUCGAGUUCUUCGCCGCCGGGCUUAGCCUGGUCGUGCAUCCCAAGAAUCCCAUGGCGCCGACGGUGCACUUGAACUACAGGUACUUUGAGACAACCAAACCCGACGGAUCCCCGGGCGCAUGGUGGUUUGGCGGCGGCAGCGACUUGACGCCUAGUUAUCUCUUUGACGAGGACGCCAUACAGUUCCACAAAACGCUGAAGGAAGUCUGUGACAAGCACGACAAGGAGUACUACCCGAGGUUCAAGAAGUGGUGCGACGAGUAUUUUUACAACAAGCACCGCGGCGAAGCCAGGGGCAUCGGCGGCAUCUUCUUCGACGACCUUGAUGAGACCGUGUCGGACAAGGAGAACACAUUUGCCUUCAUAUCGGACGCGCUCAAGUCAUUCAUCCCGACUUACAUCCCAAUCGUUAGCAAGCGCAAGGAUAUGCCCUUCACGGAAAAGGAGAAGGAGUGGCAGCAGAUCCGGCGGGGGAAGUACGUCGAGUUCAAUCUGGUGCAUGACCGAGGGACGGCGUUUGGGUUGAACACUCCCGGCGCGAGGGUAGAGAGUAUUUUGAUGAGCCUGCCCCUGACGGCGAGUUGGAAGUAUAUGUAUGAGCCGGAGCCGAACAGCAGGGAGGCUAGGCUGGUUGAAGUGUUGAGGAACCCCAAAGAGUGGGUAUAGUGUGGGGAGGCAUAUUGAUGAGCUUCCAUGUAUCAUAUUUGUGAUCUUGUAAAAUAAUUAUGAAUGUACAGGAUUCGAUUUCCUGUUGCCCCUA